AUGCUGAAGCAUGGUCGUGCAGGUGUCCCCAUGGAAGUAAUGGGUUUAAUGCUGGGAGAAUUUGUUGAUGAUUAUACAGUUACCGUCGUGGAUGUGUUUGCUAUGCCACAGUCGGGGACUGGUGUGAGUGUAGAAGCUGUCGAUCCGGUUUUUCAAGCGAAGAUGAUUGAUAUGUUGAAGCAGACUGGAAGGCAUGAUCACUUUAUUUUACCUGAAAUGGUUGUUGGUUGGUACCACUCCCAUCCUGGAUUUGGUUGCUGGCUUUCUGGUGUUGAUAUGAAUACCCAGCAGAGCUUUGAGGCACUUUCUGAACGGGCAGUUGCUGUCGUGGUUGAUCCGAUCCAGAGCGUUAAGGGAAAAGUAGUUAUUACUCUACGGGUUGUUAUCGAUGCUUUCCGCUUAAUUAAUCCCAAUAUGGUUAUUGCUAACCAAGAACCAAGACAGACUACGUCAAAUCUUGGUCACCUUAAUAAACCAUCUAUCCAAGCUCUAAUUCAUGGACUUAACCGUCAUUAUUAUUCUCUUCCAAUAAAUUACCGGAAAAACAAAAGGGAACAAACGAUGCUGAUGAAUUUAGAUAAGCGCACUUGGCAGGAAGGUUUAACGUUGGCGGAUUACACAGCGCAUUGUAACGCCAACCAUAAAACUCUUCUUCACGUUCUCGAUCUUGUUAAGACAUAUAACAAGUCACUGGAAGAAGAGGAGAAGAUGACACCUGAGCAACUUGCCAUUAAGAAUGUCGGCAAAAUGGACCCAAAACGUCAUCUUGAGGAAAAUGUGGAUGAACUUGUGGCAAGAAAUAUCACUCAAAGCCUAGGCGCGAUGCUUCAUUCUCUUGUAUACAAUUAG
Molecule: messenger RNA, 849 nt
Organism: Mesocestoides corti
Lineage: Eukaryota; Metazoa; Platyhelminthes; Cestoda; Cyclophyllidea; Mesocestoididae
Source: the annotation of a GenBank genome assembly